GUUGCCUGCAGCGUGUGGGUGGGUGCACAGGUGUGUUCACUGCUAGGAUAUAAACAACGAGGACACGUUUCUUCUUUACAGUUGCGCUGCCAUCAUGGAUCUGAAAGUUGUGUUUGCAGUUGUCUGCCUGUGUGUCUUGGCCAUCACAUCAUCUAACGCUGGCAUACCAAAAUGCUGCAUCAGCACAAGAAAGUUUUCCCGAGGUAUUCUGAAGAAAGUAAUAAAAGUGGAAAUGCAACGCAGCACCGGCGUCUGUGACAUCGAUGCACUGAAACUCUAUACAGCAGGCAUGAAGAGACCCUUUUGUGCCGAUCCUACAGUGUUCAAUGACUGGAUGAAGUAUAAAGGGAAAAUGAUGCGACAAGUGAAUGUACACAAAACCGGAAAAAUCUAACAAAAAUGUAUGUCCCUCAGAUAACUGUGUAAACAUAUAUUCAGCAUUUGUACUUUCAUAAGUUUUCAAUGAUUUGACAAAAGAUCUUCAUUCUGAAAAGAAGUUUUGAUACUACUGUAACUCUGAGUGGUGAAAAGUUAAUCUUUUAGAGAACUUCAGUUUUCAUUUAAGUAUAAUUCCAUUUUAUAAUGCAUUUUACUAAAUACUGGGGCAUUUAUAUCAGCGUUUUUAACAGCUUUAAGGGGUCACAUGACUCAAGUUGUUUAAAAUGGUUUGAUGCUUUAUCAUGGAUUAAACAUACAUUUGAUAGAUAUCAGCUUUACCUCAACUUUUAAUGACACUGAAGUUUCUUACAUUUUCACUGUGUUUGUAAUAUAGCAGAUUUUUUCUGAGCUGAUGAUGCAUGAACAUUUUAUACUGUUGCAUUUAUAAAAUCCAAGUAAAGAAAUAUUUCUGUAAA
This is a messenger RNA of Melanotaenia boesemani (Boeseman's rainbowfish), 854 nucleotides long. It is a transcript of the gene ccl27b, whose product is annotated as chemokine (C-C motif) ligand 27b. Gene Ontology annotation, cellular component: extracellular region. Gene Ontology annotation, molecular function: chemokine activity. The transcript is spliced from 3 exons. Bases 95 to 394 code for a protein of 99 amino acids. Gene Ontology annotation, biological process: immune response. The record is from RefSeq and is a predicted model, not a curated record. Lineage: Eukaryota; Metazoa; Chordata; Actinopteri; Atheriniformes; Melanotaeniidae.